Molecule: messenger RNA, 1585 nt
Organism: Effrenium voratum
Lineage: Eukaryota; Dinophyceae; Suessiales; Symbiodiniaceae
Source: the annotation of a GenBank genome assembly
GUCUGACUCGCGGAUCUGCGAAGAUCACCUGCUGACCUUUGCUCGUCAAGGCUUGCGCACUUUGUGCCUGGCAGAGCGGAUGCUUACCGAGGAGGAGUAUCAGGACUGGUGCAAACGGUACUCGGCUGCGAAGGCACUGAUCACAGAGGACAAAGCGGACAAGAUCCACGAGUUGUGCAUCGAGAUCGAGACGAGCCGGCCCUGCAGAUUGCUGGGAGCCACUGCCAUUGACGACAAGCUGCAGGAUGAGGUGCCCGAGACCAUCGAGCAGCUGAGAUUGGCAGGCGUGCGAGUCUGGGUGCUCACCGGUGACAAGGUGGACACGGCCAUCAGUAUCGCCAUGUCCUGCAAACUUCUCACCGAAGCCAUGGACAACUUUGUCAUCGACAACAACACCGAGGACCAGCUCACUGACAUCCUGAAUGCUGCGCUGGAAGCCGAGAAUCCGGCUUUGACAAUUGCAGGUUCGAGGCUGGCCGAAGCCAUGGAAUGCCCCGAAAGCCGCGCGCAGCUGUUCCGAGUGGGACAGCGCUGCAGGUCAGUGGUGUGCUGCCGCGUGUCGCCAAAGCAGAAGGCGGAUGUCGUAGAUUUGGUCAAGACCAUGGACAAUUCUGCGGUGACUCUUUCAAUUGGCGACGGCGCCAACGACGUUUCCAUGAUCGUGGCUGCCCAUGUUGGAGUGGGCCUCAGCGGAAAGGAAGGCGCGCAAGCCGCCUACGCAGCGGACUUUGCGCUCCCAGAGUUCCGGUUACUCAGGCGAAGCGUGUUCGGCCACGGCCGGGAGGCGUACCGAAGGAAUGCAGUGAUCUGUAUUUACAGCUUCUACAAGAAUCAGGUGAACGUGUUGAUCACCAUUUUGGCCGCAGCUGGGAAUGCCUUCUCCGGCGCCAAUGUAGUGAACCCCUGGUUGAUGCAAUGCUUCAACAUUGUGCACUGCCACACGCCGAUCAUCAUCUAUGGCAUGUACGACAGGUCCUCGGAUCUGAGCGACUUGGAGCGGGAUCCGAACGGUCAUUCCCCCCACUUGUUCGGCUUUGACAUUCAGCUGAUGUGGAUGCUCACCGCUUUGCUGCAAGCGAUCAUUGUCACCGGCGGAUGGUCCACCAUCGGGGGCAUGGCAGGCAGUAGCGGCCCAGAUCUGUCGCACACGAGCCUUCUGGGGAAUCUGUGUUUCGCUUCCAUCGUCCUUUGCGUCAACGUGGUGCUGAUGUUCCGUCAGAACAGCUGGCCAAAGAGCAUCAUCGCCUGCUACGUGGGCAAUGGCAUUGGUCUGGUGGUGACGAUGAUGAUCUGUGUGCCGAGUUUAUCUCAGGUCCUUACCGGCGGCAACUGGAUUCGGGUCGGUUUGACCAUGCUCGUCAUCCUAGCUCUGACCACAGCUGUGGGUGAGAUCAUCGUCUUUGCCACAGAGGUACUGUUUUCACAGGAUCCGAUCGCAGAGCCAAGGCCGGAAGAUUUCGCUGGCAGCGUGGUCUCCAGCGCCUCGCAACCCCUGCGCCCGCUGCCCGAACCGCUGGAGCGGAAGCGCCGCAUGUCCUUGGGCUACGCCUUCUCAGAGGAGCCUUGGGCGAAGUCACAAACGUAA